UUGCUACUACUAGCUAGGAUAUAUACUUAUCUCCUCUUAGUUCAUUUCGUUGAAGAAGAAUUGAUGAAUAUGAGCCAAGUGGAGAUACCUCAAUAUUUCUUGUGUCCUAUAUCUCUUCAAAUCAUGAAGGACCCGGUCACGGCGGUGACGGGCAUCACAUACGACCGGGAAAGCAUUCAGAAGUGGUUGUCUGGGGCGGAGCAUGCGUGUUGUCCCGUGACAAAGCAAGCAUUGCCCAGAGACGCUGAGUUGACCCCCAACCACAUGCUACGCCGGUUGAUCCAGGCUUGGUGCUUAUCAAACGCCGAACAUGGGAUUGAUCGGAUUCCCACUCCCAAGUCUCUCAUUCAAAGGUCACAGGUCCUCAAGUUGAUCCGCGACUUGGGUAACCCUGCGACCUUUAUGGAGUCUUUGAGGAAGAUGGAAGAGCUCGCAGUCGAGGACGAGAAUAAUAGGAAGUGCAUGGACGAAGUCGGGGUGGUCAAGUGCAUGGUACACUUCAUAGUGAAAAGGUUCAAGGAAAGAGAGAUCCAAGGUCUACAAGAGGCUUUCAAGAUCUUCCAUCUUGUUUGUAGUCCAUCCAUUGAGAACAAGUUUAUAGUGAACCAAAACCAUGGUGAUCUUAUUCAACUAAUACUAUGGAUAAUGAACUUGAAACCCGAAAACGGGAACGAUCUUGUCAAAAUCCAAGCAGUGAGCGCGUUGAAGAAAAUCACAGAGGUCACGAGUUCAAACAUUCUCGAAGGACUAAACUCCGAGUUCUUCGUGAAAAUGGUAAGUCUCCUGAGAACCAAUACCAUCACACAACAAACAACCAAAGCGGCGCUACACGUGCUCAUACAAGCAUGUCCAUGGGGAAGAAACAAGCUAAAGAUCAUCGAAGCGGGGGCGGUUUUCGAGCUGGUCGAACUCGAGCUCUGCAACCUCGGGAAGCGGUUCAGCGAGCUCGUGUUCUCACUGCUGUCUCACCUUUGCUCCAUAGCAGAUGGGAGGCAGCAGUUCUUGAGACACGCAGGGGCCAUAGCCCUCGUUUCGAAACGUACUCUUAGGGUUUCGGCGACGACAGACGAUCGCGCGGUGCAUAUUUUGGCGAUGCUCUCGAAAUAUUCGGCGACGAAGGAGGUGACUUUGGAGAUGCUGAGGGUGGGAGCAGUGGCAAAGCUUUGCAUGGUUCUUCAAGCUGAUUGUGAAGUGCAUUUGAAGAAGAAAGCAAGAGAGAUACUAAGGUUGCACUCUAAUGUGUGGAGUAACUCUCCUUGUAUCCGUACAGUGUCCAUUAACAACCUGUCCUAGCUAAUUAAUUAAGAAGGGCCAUAAUU
Molecule: messenger RNA, 1319 nt
Organism: Cuscuta campestris
Lineage: Eukaryota; Viridiplantae; Streptophyta; Magnoliopsida; Solanales; Convolvulaceae
Source: the annotation of a GenBank genome assembly